Molecule: messenger RNA, 1061 nt
Organism: Mytilus californianus (California mussel)
Lineage: Eukaryota; Metazoa; Mollusca; Bivalvia; Mytilida; Mytilidae
Exons: 4
Coding region: 47-727 (226 amino acids)
Molecular function (GO): nucleic acid binding
Source: RefSeq, a predicted model, not a curated record
GUUACUAACGACAAACAAUUCCGACUCCAGAUAAAAAUGUGGCAGGAUGCUGGUGGGUAACACAAAGAAACUUGAUGUUGUUAUUCCAAAAGUUGUGCCAAAGAUAGGAAAGAGAUUACAUACAAAAUCAAGUCAGUUUCCAGAUACAUGGAAAACAUACAAACGGCUGGUCAACCCCAACCAACCAGUGCCUAGACUUCGAGAAAAAUACGUCAACAAAGGUUGUCUUCUUGAUAUACCAACAGUUGAUGUGCCGAGCAAACAAGGAUUCAAAUGUACGUGUUUUGAUAAUGUAGUACAUGCUGUACGUGAGGUAUGCCGCUACACCCCACCAAUGAUGAAUAGACUGAUGAAAAAUCAACAAACCCAUAGAUGGAUGAAGGAAACCAAGAAUCUUGUCAAAGAAAACGAACGAUACCAGCGCCCCCUGGCAACACUAACGGUUCGAUGGCAACUGAAAAGAAUAUUACCUGGUUAUGAUUUGUCUUCAUUGUAUAAAAUAUUUUCCCGACAUGGAGAAAUCAGAGAUCUACGUAUGACAAGUCCUAACAGUGCAAUGGUAGUGUUUGAUGAACUGGCUGUGGCCUGCAAUGUAGCAAAUUCCCGGUACUUAGGUGAUCCACAAAAUAGGCUACAUUGUCGAUUUUGGCAUAGAACAAUGGAAAACAAAGCAGUAGUCAUUACUCAAAGAGGAUCAUGUAAAGUUAAACCAAUUUCGUUUUUAUGAAAAGUUAACUAUGACUUCUACGUAUAUUUGUAAUGUAAAACGAUAGAGAAAUUUUAGAUAUGAUCACCUGGUUUAAUUUUGAUUUUGACAAAUCUAGAAAUAAGAUAUUUGAUUCUUUGUGAUUCUAUCUGAUAACUUCUGUAUAACAUAUUUUUUGUGCUAUAGAUGAAUGUAAAAAUUUUAAAACUGUAUAUUAUCACUUUUUUCGCACAGCUUUUCUCUAUAAUAUAAAUUUGCCAGCGCCGCUGAUCAAAGUUAUCUCUGCGUUUCUGUUUUGUGUGAUCAGUCCAAGCCAAAAUCGCGACUAAAAGUUUAGUUACAGUAUGUUGCAAGA